This is a messenger RNA of Akanthomyces muscarius, 1500 nucleotides long. RefSeq lists its product as uncharacterized. The record is from RefSeq and is a predicted model, not a curated record. Gene Ontology annotation, biological process: regulation of DNA-templated transcription. Gene Ontology annotation, molecular function: DNA-binding transcription factor activity. NCBI's taxonomy places the organism in Eukaryota, Fungi, Ascomycota, Sordariomycetes, Hypocreales, Cordycipitaceae. The coding region runs from base 1 to 1500 and encodes 499 amino acids. The transcript has 4 exons.
AUGGCCGAAUCCUCGAGCAACAAUAGUGCGGCUUCCCGCCAGCGACGGGCGCAACUGGCCCAGCAAUCUCAGCAAGCUCAGCAAGUUCAGCAAGCUCAGCUGGCCCAGCAUACGACAGCCACACCGUUGCAGCUGCAUAUCCGGCGCGAUUCCCGGCCUAGCGAGUCUAUUGACAUUGAGCGGCUGCUCUCGUCAUCCUUCUACCCCGGCUCAAACACCAAUUACACUUUUAAUGAUCCGUCGCCAUCCAGCAGCGCAGGCACAGUCUACGUUGACGACGACAACGCCGAUUAUCCCGAGCGGCGGGCCAUUGACCCAGAAUCCCCUGACAACGACAAGCCCGCAAAGACCAAGAAGAAGGCGCCUGCGCUGGGAAAGGCUGCAGGCACAAAAAGAAAAACAGAUGCUGGCGACAAUGAAGGCCCAGGCGAGCGUCGCCGAAAGCAGAUUCGCGAAGCGCAGCGCGCAUACCGACAGCGAAAGAUAUCACAGACAGCCUAUCUCGAAGAGAGAGUACGGCAGCUAGAAGGCGCCAUAGAGAACAUGAGCUCCGUGGUGCUCUCUUUUAGCGAGGAGCUCAUCGGCUCCAAUAUUCUCUCCUGCCAGAGCGACCUCACCAGCCGUCUGCGCGAUGCCCUAGCCACAUGCCUCACACUCGUCCGCGAAACCGGCACCGGGUCCAUGGAGCACGAACCGGCCGCCGAACCGAGUAUCCAGCACAGCAUGGCUCUCGUGCCAUCCUCGAUCCCGCCCGCGAUGCCCAACAAGCCCACCAGCAUCAAGAACAUCUUCGGCAACAAGCCCUACCCCGACAUGAACACCAGCAUGCCGGUCGCCGCCUUCAUGGACAUGCUCGCGACCUCGGCCGUCUACUACGGCUACCUCGCCCUCGCAGACCCCACGCUCUCGACGACGCGCCUCCACCGCCACUUUGGCCUCCCUCUGCAGCUCAUGAACCGCGACAAGCUGCUGUCGUACUUUUCCCACCUCUUCCAGACGCGCCUCUGCCGCGCGCAGAUUGCCGGCGACGAGCGGCCCGCCAAGCCAGGCAUGCCCUUUUUCAGCAUCGGCGGCGCCGGCACGCACUACUCGCCCGUGCUGGCGACGAGCGUGUCGACGUCAUCGUCGUCGUCGUCGAGGGCCGCGGUCGGCGCGCCGCCGCUCUCGCUGCCGUGGGCCAACACGGCCGAUCAGUGCUCGACGUACUCGGAGCGCAGGAACGAAUGGACCGUUCCGAUGGACCCGUCGAGCGUGCCGGCGAAUAUACAAGAUCGCUUCGAGGGUGACUGGUUCGACAUGCAGGACCUGGAGCUCUAUUUAUUAGAAAGGGGCGUCAGCCUGCGGAUGAAGCCGGAGAAGGAGUCCCACGGCGAUAUAAAUGUUCCUUUAUUCUUAAGAGGCCUCAUGCUAAACACGACCUGUCUGGGCCAGUCUCCAGGGUUCCGGCGUCGCGACGUCGAGAUAGCGAUGCAGGCCGCCCAGUGCGGGCCGCAGGCGUAG